AACCUUCCUCCUUCCUUUCCCUGCUCAUCCUUAUUCUUCUUUUCUUCUUAUUCUUUUUCUCUCAUCUCCUUUCUUCUUCUUCUCUAGAUCUGGGAUUUUCUCAAACCCAGAUCUGGAUUCUCUCAAACCUAGAUUUGGGUUCCCAAAGCAACCUUAAAUCAAUUUGCUCUAUCUUAAACCUUCUCUCCUUUUCCUCUCCACCUCUGGUACUUCGUAAAUUAAUUUUGAUUUGAAGUUGGUUCAAGGCGGCUAUGUGGUCAGGGUUUCGUCAAUGCUAAAGCUUUAGGGGGUCACAUGAAGGCUUAUCUCGCCACCCGUCCCCUUCCUUCUAAGACCGACAGUGGUGGUGGUGGUGAUGAUGACUCUGCUUCUUUUCCAUCAUCUUCUUUUGGGGAGGAGGAAGAGAUGUUGGAGGAAAUGGAGAAGAAGAAGACAUGUUGUCCCAAGGAUGAAAGAGAGAAAGAGGGGAAGAGUGAAGAGAAAAGGGAGAAUAAGGGAAAAGAAGAAGUUUGCAAAGCUGCCCAAACAUUUGGCAUUGUCUGUGGGAAAGAACAAGGAACUCGUGUUGCUUUGCAAGUUGAAGAUAAGCAUGGUGUGUACAUUCACAAGAAAUCACUCCCCCAAGUGGAAAGAGUGGAUGAUCAGGAUAAUACUCAGUUUCUAGAGUUUGACUUCAAUGAAUUCCAACCGUUGCCUGAAAACCUUUUUGUGGGUAGGGCAAAAAGAGAACAAUCUAGCAGUUCUAAUGAUGAACGAACACUUACGGGCUAUGUCACUCAACACAAAGAACAACACUAGGUUCCAAGAGAUGCUUGGUAGAGGCAUCUUGAUUAUACUACCUUAUGACAUGAAAGACCUCUAGAAUCCACUCGAACAUCUGAGCUAGAAGAAAGGACUAGGAUUUUG
Rubroshorea leprosula is the source of this 906-nucleotide messenger RNA. The record is from the annotation of a GenBank genome assembly. Lineage: Eukaryota; Viridiplantae; Streptophyta; Magnoliopsida; Malvales; Dipterocarpaceae.